UAUUGGAUUUUAUUGGUUGACUUCGGACGUGGUUUUAAGCGCGCUUAAAACGUCGUGCUCGUGGGAUAAUUUUCACCUAAUUGUUGUUAUUGUUGAACUUACAAUUAUUACAAAGUUGUUAAUGAAACGAAAGAGUAAAUAAUACCACGUUCCAGAAACUAAAUUAAAAACAUUGUUAGAAGGCAGGCGCUUGUGUACUUUUGCAUGUCUGGACGUGUCUGUUGCUUUUAUCUUUACAAACACCCACCUCCCACCUGUGCUGCACUGCUCAUAUCAUCACAUAACCGCCGACCGUUAUAAAGAUCACAAACCCCCCUUCACCAAACACCAUAAUCUACCUCACAUUGUAAUCAGCACACCAAAAUGUUCUUAAUACUAUUCACCCUACUUUUUGUGAUGUUGGCCUGUGCCUUCUGGUUCACCAAGACCACCAAAGAAAUGCCAAAGACCUGGUAUGAAUGGAAAACAGAGUUUCGCUAUCAAUAUAUUGGCAUGACCAGUUUGAUGGAUGAUUUCAAAUAUAGAUCGGUUGAUAGAAUUGAAUUGUAUAAACAACCAAAUCGCAUUGCUGUUAUUACCGGAGGCAAUCGUGGUAUUGGCCUGAGAAUUGUGGAGAAGUUGUUGGCCUGUGAUAUGACCGUUGUGGUUGGUGUACGCAAUCCCAAAGCUGCCCAAGAAGCAAUCGAAAAGAUUGUCGAUUUAAAAACAACCGGUGGCAAACUUUUCUGUGAAGAGUUGGAUGUGGGUAGUCUGAAAUCGGUUAGAGCUUUUGCCCAGAAAAUUAAAAGCAAAUAUGAGAAGAUUGAUAUUCUCAUUAAUAAUGCUGGCAUUAUGUUUGCUCCCUACAAAAUCACCGAGGAUGGCUAUGAAUCACAUUUUGUUGUAAACUUUUUGGGUCACUUCUUGUUGCAGCAUUUACUUUUGCCCUUGUUGAAGGCUGCCGGUACGGAAGAGAAACGGGCACGUAUUGUAAAUGUUUCCUCCUGUGCCCAUUUGGUGGGACGCAUUAACUACAAGGAUAUUAAUGGAGAAAAAUAUUAUUCCCCCGGUGAUGCCUACAGCCAAUCGAAAUUAAGUCAAAUCCUUGGCACACGUUACUUGCAAAAGGUCUUAGAUGAUGAGAAUGCCCAUGUCCAGGUGUUGGCCGUACAUCCCGGUGUUGUGGACACUGAUCUCUUUGAACAUUCUGCCACCACUGCUGUACCAUGGUUCAAUAAGUUGCUGUUCAAAACUCCCGAACAAGGUUCCCGUACCCCUGUCUAUGCCGCCAUUUCGCCACGUAUUGAAGGUCAAGGUGGCCUCUAUUUGAGCAAUUGUCGCAAAGGUGCCGUACAUCCUCAUGUCCUGAAGGCUGAUAAAUGUGAAAGAUUCUUUAAAUUCGCUUGUGAUCUGUUGAAAAUUGAGCAAUUUGGAUCGGGCAAAUAAUUCGUCUUCCAAAAUCUGCUGCCUUUCUAAUUUUGUAAAAAGAAUACUGGAUUAACAAUCUCUUGAACUCACAGCUCUUCAUCUGGAUAUUUAAAUGGCGACAACGAAUAACAACUUUUUUAUAUAUCUCACAAAAUGUAUUUAUAUAUAUACCUCUUGAUAUAGUUUUAUUAUUACAUUCCUUUUUUCCCCUCUUCCAUAUAAGCAACAAAAUUGUAUUGAAUAUGACGUCCAAUAUUUAUAUAGCGUA
This is a messenger RNA of Musca domestica (house fly), 1675 nucleotides long. Its product is annotated as dehydrogenase/reductase SDR family member on chromosome X. The transcript has 6 exons. Lineage: Eukaryota; Metazoa; Arthropoda; Insecta; Diptera; Muscidae. The coding region runs from base 364 to 1425 and encodes 353 amino acids. The record is from RefSeq and is a predicted model, not a curated record.